GCCGAAAACUGAAGAACAAGUCGAUUGCGAGACAACAACAGACCACACAAUCAUUGGGCGCCGAUUCGGCCACUAAUGGCGCCAAUUGUGGCACAAAUCGAGCCAUUCUUUCCCGACAGACAAAGACCGGCAAAACACCGAAUCACGAGUACUGCGACUCGUGUCGUGAGGGCGGAGACCUCUUGUGCUGCGAUCGCUGUCCAAACGCUUUCCAUCUCCAGUGCCAUGAUCCGCCGCUCGACGAGGAGGACGUGCCUCAGGGCGAGUGGUUGUGCCGGAAGUGUAAACAACUGGUGAAAGAAGUGGACGAAUCGGACGACGAGAGCGGCGACGAAGAGGCAGAGGAAGCGAUGGAUGAGAGCAAAGACAUCCAAAGGCCGUUCUCGUUGCUGGUGAGAGCGGCCCAAUCGUUGAACCCGAAGCAGUUCCAACUGCCCAACGAUAUGA
Molecule: messenger RNA, 447 nt
Organism: Medioppia subpectinata
Lineage: Eukaryota; Metazoa; Arthropoda; Arachnida; Sarcoptiformes; Oppiidae
Source: the annotation of a GenBank genome assembly